AUGGCUGCCAAUGUGCAGUUGAUGUGUCAGUAUUGGAAAACCUUCGAUUUACUUGAACUACAGAGGGAACUUGACACAACUGCAACAGACUUAGCAAACAGACAGGAUGAAAGCGAGGGCUCCAGAAAACGGCUGGUAGAACUGAGUCGGGAAUUCAAGAAAAACACACCAGAGGACAUACGCAAGGUUGUAGCACCUCUGUUGAAGAGCUUUCAGCUGGAGAUCGACUCUCUGUCCAAGCGCAGCAAAGCCGCUGAAGCUGCCUUCCUGUCUGUCUACAAGAAGCUCAUUGACUUACCAGACCCAGUGCCUGCCCUAGAGCAUGCACAGAACCUACAGAAGAAAGCUCACAAAGUUCAAGACCUGGAGAUUGAGAACAAACAGCUGAGAGACACAUUGGAAGAGUACAACCAUGAGUUUGCCGAGGUUAGAAAUCAGG
Candidula unifasciata is the source of this 439-nucleotide messenger RNA. The record is from the annotation of a GenBank genome assembly. Lineage: Eukaryota; Metazoa; Mollusca; Gastropoda; Stylommatophora; Geomitridae.